This is a messenger RNA of Symbiodinium pilosum, 315 nucleotides long. The record is from the annotation of a GenBank genome assembly. Lineage: Eukaryota; Dinophyceae; Suessiales; Symbiodiniaceae.
AUGCCAGAGCACAUGCUGUCAUGGCAUUCGAGCCUCCGCCGAUGCACGGCCUUCAAGCUGCUCUCCAUACUUCAAGGCAUGACCAUGGGUUGGACAGAAACUGUGGUAAACGUGAGGGCGCCAAUUAUCGCGUCAACUACACUACAAAAGGCCAAUACAACGGCCAGGAUACUCAUACGUGCAGGCGACUCAACCACAGCCCUUGCUGAAGCUACGUGCCGCCAUCUUCAUGCAGUCGGGGCAGGUGGCUGUCUCCCCACAGAGCUCAUAGACAUUGAGGACACAUUUCAAGAUCUCCAGCAGCAGAUUCCAUGA